AGUCCCCAAAAUGGGAACGUCACGUCGGAAUAAUUGGAUCCACGCUCCAUCAAUCAGGUUAUCAUUGGAAACUGCCCUAGUGAACAAAAUGAACAAAUAGCCCUGAAAUACGCGCGCCACACCCAACUCUUCUUUCACUGCAAACUUCACCAACUUAACGAGUUAAGGAACUGGAGAUACUUCAAUGGCGGCCUCUUCUAUUGAAGAAACCCUUGUAACUGAAGCCCCAAACACUUCCGACGAUCAGCUUCAUGCACCUACGGACGCCAACGAUUCUAUUGCGCUACCGUCGGAUUCUCGACCGGAGCAAUCUGAUUGUCAAUCCACGGAAACUACUGUUGCGGGGGAGAAGCGGAAGAUAAUGGAGCCAGAUUCUGAUGGCGCUAAUCCAAAUCCCGAUCCGUCUCUCAAUCCUUUUUGGAAAACCRGUCUAUGCUCGUACUUUAGGCGUGAGUCGGGGUCGUGUAGCCAUGGAAGUACGUGCCGCUAUGCUCAUGGCGAGGAGGAGCUCAGGCCACGCCCUGAUAACUCGUGGGAUCCCACAUCGGAGCGGGCUAAGAAGGUGAUGAAAGUGGAGGAGGAAGUUAAGGAAGAGGAGGUUAUGAUGACGGAGGCCGUGGUAGACGAUGACGACGAUAACGGUAAUGACGGAAGGGAGAAUGGACUUAGCAAAUGCUUAGUUCAUUUGCCGAGAAAAUGGAAUUCCGACAACCUGAGGAACUACUUGAAUGAGCAGGGUAUAAUUUUUAAAUCUGCAAAGAAGAAGAAAGGCAUGACUGUAGGUUUUGUUAGUUUUGAAAGUACAGAACAGUUGAAAAGUGCCGUUGAGGAGAUAGAAGGAAAAACCAUUGGCAAAAAGAACUUGAAGGUUGCAGAUGUGAUUCCCAGAUCAUUUGAAAAGACAACUAGAUCUAAGAUGGAUCGUCAGAAAACAUCUGAAUCUUCGAUGACUGUCCCUUUGUCAUCAAAUGAUGCUGAAGAUGCUACUAAUAAUGAUGGGAAUUCUACUCCUAAUGAUUCGGUUUCGAAGGGAAAAAGUGCCCGUGACGUGGUGGCUCCUCUUGCUCACAUGUCAUACAGUGAUCAGUUGGAUCACAAAAAGAACUCAUUGUCGCAGCUUCUCAAAAAACUUACUAGGAAUGCACGUAAAGCCUGUCCAAACGGCGUUUCUCUUCCUGAAUGGAUUCUAAAAGCAAGGGAUAUAGGUGGUCUUCCAUGCAAUUUGGAGGGUAUUCUUGAAUCACCAGUUAUAAAUGGAUAUCGUAACAAAUGUGAAUUUUCAGUUGGAUACUCUUUGGAGGGCAAGCCAACUGUGGGGUUUAUGUUGGGAAAUUUCAGGGAAGGUGUUACAGCUGUUGAAGAACCUGAAAAUUGUCCCAAUGUUUCUAGAAUUUCUUGCAAAUAUGCAUCAAUUUUCCAGGAGUUUCUGCAACUCUCAAGCUUGCCAAUUUGGAAUAGAUUUAAGAAUGUUGGGUUUUGGCGUCAAUUGACGGUUCGAGAAGGACGGACUCCAGGGAAGUUAAUUGAUUCUGAUAAUUCGGAUGGAAACAUCAGUGAGGUCAUGAUCAUCGUUCAGGUUUGCUCUGUAGGUGUUGAGUGUGAACUACUGGCCAGUGAAUUCAAGAGACUUGCUCAAGAUUUUGCUGAAGGAGCUGUUGCAAAUUCUCCACCGUUGCCCCUAACUGCUUUAGUCAUUCAGCACCACCAAGGAAUAUCAAAUGCAGCACCUGCUGAUACUCCACUACAGCCCCUACCAAUUCCAAAAGUCCAUGGCACUGAACCAGAUGCCACUAAUGAUGUUGUAGAACCUAGAAUCCACGAUUACAUUAGCAAUCUUAAGUUCUGCAUAUCUCCAACUGCGUUUUUCCAGGUGAAUACACUUGCUGCUGAGAAGCUGUAUUCACUUGCUGGGGAUUGGGCUGGGUUGGGCCCUGACACCUUGCUAUUUGAUAUUUGCUGUGGAACUGGAACAAUUGGGCUGACUUUAGCACAUCGUGUUGGUAUGGUUAUUGGUAUUGAAAUGAAUGCUUCUGCAGUAUCUGAUGCUCAGAGGAAUGCUGAAAUAAAUGGCAUAAAUAACUGUAAAUUUAUUUGUGCAAAGGCAGAGGAUGUGAUGGGAUCUUUAUUAAAAGAGUACCUAAAUGUGACCAAGAAAGAAGGGGAAAUUUUAAGCGCCACCAAUGGAAGUGAUGGAAUUUCAACUGCCUCUGAGAAAAGCGAGGAAAUUCCGGGUGCCUCCAAGAAAAGUGAUGAAAUGUUAGGUGCCUCCGAGAAAGGUGAGGAAAUUCCAUGUGCUUCCGGGAAAGUCGAGGAAAUUUCAGGUGCCUCCCAAAAAAGUGAGGAAACUGCAAGUGCCUCGGAAAAAAGUGAUGAAGUUACUGCUGCUGGGGAAACAAAUACCUUGAUGGAUGCCAUAGAACAAGAUCCUGUAGUAGGCCAUGUGCCCGAAAAUGAUGCAAAUACACUUGAGACUUCAGAGGUUUCUAGCCAAGAAAAUGGGGGCCAACUCAACUGUUGCAAAGCAGAAAGCCGGACUAAUUUGAUGCAGCAGUUCAAAAAUGUUGUUGCCAUUGUAGAUCCUCCUCGUGGUGGACUUCAUCCCAUCGUGACCAAGGUCCUGAGAACUCACACGCAUCUAAAGAGACUAGUUUACAUUUCAUGCAACCCUGAAAGUUUGGUGGCUAAUGCCAUAGAGCUGUGUACACCAUCAUCUGAAAAAACUGAGAAAGGAAACAAGAACAACCGAGGGUGGAGAAAUAUGGGCAGUGCUGGUCUUGCUCGGCAUAGGGUCAAGUCGAUGCCGAUGUCAGAACCUUUUCGGCCUGUGAAAGCCAUGGCGGUAGAUCUUUUCCCUCAUACUUCGCACUGUGAGAUGGUGAUGCUGCUGGAGAGGUAGAGGUAGAUGAACAAAUAUACUGCCAUCUCCAAAGAGUUUUGCAGGGUACUUGGGGAGUGGCAUUGCAUUGAAUGAGCUACACUACUAAUAUUUAGAGGAUUAAGAUGGAUAUCUUCCGAUCAAUUAUGGAGAAGAAUUAGGUAAGUUUUGGGACAUAUAUGCUCUUAGGAUAUUGACAAUUGAUUAUUCCAGUUAAUUUCAUUUAUCAUUGCGGGAACUUGCCCACUGUCAUUGGAUCUUUCGGUUCCAUAAAGUGUUGCUUGCAUUAGUCAUCUACCUGAACCUAUAUUAACCUAACUUUUUUUUUUUUUU
Messenger RNA from Momordica charantia (bitter melon), 3208 nucleotides. Its product is annotated as zinc finger (CCCH-type) family protein. Gene Ontology annotation, molecular function: RNA methyltransferase activity; metal ion binding; RNA binding. Gene Ontology annotation, biological process: RNA processing. Lineage: Eukaryota; Viridiplantae; Streptophyta; Magnoliopsida; Cucurbitales; Cucurbitaceae. The record is from RefSeq and is a predicted model, not a curated record.